Brettanomyces bruxellensis is the source of this 1260-nucleotide messenger RNA. RefSeq lists its product as uncharacterized. Bases 1 to 1260 code for a protein of 419 amino acids. The transcript has a single exon. NCBI's taxonomy places the organism in Eukaryota, Fungi, Ascomycota, Pichiomycetes, Pichiales, Pichiaceae. The record is from RefSeq and is a predicted model, not a curated record.
AUGCUUUCCAGAUUUUUGGCGUCUUCUAGGCGGACUGCACUUGCAGUGCAGAACAAGGCUUAUGUGUACGCGACAUUACGCAAAAGAGCUACUUUAAAAACAACUUACAAGCGUUUUUAUAGUGAGGAUACUCGAAAUGCAGAUGAAGCAGAUUCGAACUUUGAGGAAGAAAAACCAGCUUCUACUGAGACGGUUAAAAGAAAUUACUACGAAAGGAGAAACACAAAUGAUAAUAGAUACAACAGGGAAGACAGGCCUGGAUACUACAGAGAAAACAGAGAGAAAAUCACAGAUUUUGCUGAGGCUCAAGAGAAAGGACUUUCCACUACUUCAUUAAUCGGAAUACUAACGAGCGAUCCUACAAUGGGACCGACCGAAAUAUUGGAUAACCUCGAGAUGGUGCUUGCUGCAAAUGAGGAGAGGAAACAGAGUGGUGAGAAUUCUGCUUAUGCGUAUAAAGAUUCUUACCGACUUGUUAAUGCUAGUGUUCCACUAGGACAUAAGUUGUUUUCACGAUUACAUCAACUUAACUCGGAAGAUAAAGGUGGGAAUGUUCAGGACUCGGUGCUUUUUUCUAAUGUCAUCAAGAUCUUUACUAAAUACAAGCUUUUACACGUCUCACACAUGAACAGAUAUCUGCAAUGCUUGAUUAACGAGGGUCAAUUUUCUAGAGCCUUAAGCACCUGGAUUAGUGCUUUGGAUUAUUUCAAGGGCCAGCCUGAGCGAAUGGUUGAUUUUAGAGAGACAAGCGGACACACUCCAAAAUCAUUCAUCGGAUCAACAGAACAGUUUUUCUACUCUGGCUUGGUCUCGUACAUUCUUUCUUUGGAAGAAAACAACUCAAAACUUGACCCGGACUUUGUCGAGUUGAUUCUAAAGGAUCUUGGCUCAGAUCCUUCGUUUUCAUCAUUAUCGAACUUCUUCCGGUUGACUCAUCUUGACAACAAGCUUGCCAACCACGUCAAGUAUAUCUGGAUGAAUUAUCUGAGGAGCAAGAUUGACUAUAACAACAAAGCAAGCUGGGCGAAUGUUCUUACGGCAGCAAAAGAGAACAAGACGGCAAAAGUGGAAGACUUGAUUAAAAAUAACAUAGCAAAUGCGGAAAAGAAGGGUCAGGCUUUGACAUCGGAGACGUGGGCUCAUAUCAUGCUGAUUUAUACUGUGGAUAAAAACUAUACUAAGGCAUUAUCCACAUGGAAGAUGGCUACACAGGACUACAAGAUCACACCAACGGUUGCCUUUGGAAUCAGCUACUGCUAG